Molecule: messenger RNA, 3042 nt
Organism: Saimiri boliviensis boliviensis (Bolivian squirrel monkey)
Lineage: Eukaryota; Metazoa; Chordata; Mammalia; Primates; Cebidae
Gene: MRPL39
Product: mitochondrial ribosomal protein L39
Cellular component (GO): mitochondrion
Molecular function (GO): nucleotide binding; RNA binding
Source: RefSeq, a predicted model, not a curated record
UAAGGACCUGCGCGCGACGGUUCUCGCCGCUGCCAUGGAGGCGCUGGCCAUGGGGGUCCGAGCGGUGCGGCUCUUGCGGGUCGCUCCCAGUGGCGGGGUCAGCCGGAGAUUUAUAGCAACAUCGCCAGCUUCUCAGCUGUCACCGACAGAAUUGACAGAAAUGCGGAAUGAUCUCUUUAAUAAAGAGAAAGCCAGGCAGUUGUCAUUAACUCCCCGAACUGAGAAGAUAGAAGUUAAACAUGUUGGGAAAACUGACCCUGGUACUAUCUUCAUGAUGAAUAAAAACAUUUCAACUCCCUACAGUUGUGCCAUGCACCUAAGCGAGUGGUACUGCAGGAAGUCCAUUCUGGCUCUGGUGGAUGGACAGCCAUGGGGCAUGUAUAAGCCUUUAACGAAGUCCUGUGAAAUUCAGUUUCUUACUUUCAAAGAUCGUGAUCCAGGAGAAGUGAAUAAGGCGUAUUGGCGUUCUUGUGCUAUGAUGAUGGGCUGUGUGAUAGAGAGGGCAUUCAAAGAUGAAUAUAUGGUCAAUUUGGUCAGAGCUCCAGAAGUUCCUGUAAUUUCUGGUGCCUUCUGUUAUGACGUACUUUUGGAUAGCAGACUUGAUGAGUGGAUACCAACAAAAGAGAACUUACGUUCCUUCACAAAGGAUGCUCAUGUUUUAAUUUAUAAAGAUCUUCCAUUUGAAACUCUGGAAGUUGACGCAAAAGUGGCAUUGGAAAUAUUUCAACACAACAAAUACAAAAUAGAUUUCAUCGAAGAGAAGGCAUCUCAGAACCCUGAGAGAAUAGUCAAGCUACACAGAAUAGGUGACUUCAUUGAUGUGAGCGAGGGCCCUCUUAUUCCAAGAACAAGUAUUUGUUUCCAGUAUGAAAUAUCAGCAGUUCACAGUCUUCAACCCACCCAGCCAAGUCUCAUACGAAGAUUCCAGGGUCUGUCUUUACCCGUUCACUUAAGAGCACAUUUUACGAUAUGGGAUAAGCUGUUGGAAAGAUCUCGGAAAAUGUCAUUCUUCACUACCUUGCCCGAGUCACACCUUCUCCAUGGAACAGUCUCAGAGUAAUCUCCUAACAAAUAAUUACCCAUUCGGAUAAGUUUGUGCUUGAUUGUAUACCUCAAUGUAUGUUUUUUGAUUGUUUUCUUUGCCAGUACAUUUAUCUUCUGUUUGUUAAUCCUUUCAGGAUUUGUUAUAUUUGUAUAAGCCCAAAUUCUGAAUAUAUUAGCACAUGAGGGGGUUCCCCAAGAAAUAUUUAUUGACUAUUUUCCAUAAUGAUAUAUAAACCUAGUCUUUAUUAAUGAAUAUAUUGAUAGGAAUUAUUAUUUAGGGACUUCAUAAUCUGGUAUAAGGAUUAUAUAAUUUUUUUUCUCAUGAGAAGAAAGUAUCUUUGGAUGGAGUAAUUUUCUCUUUUCAGUUGGUCGCAGAGAUCAUUAUAGAUUAAGAAACUGAAAAAGAACUGUUCAGCAUGGUUACUUAGAGUUAACUAAAAUUAAAAAAACUUGAAACUGGAGAAGAAAUGAAUAUUUAAGAAAUAGUUUGGGAAACUAAAGAAGCAAUAGUAACUGAACACUUUAAAGGAAGGAAAAAUGGAGAAAAAUGGCAGAGACAGUAUCUUAUUUAGAAUAUCUAAUAAUGUUAGCCAAUACAUAUUUUUCAAACAUUUAUUCUUCUUUAGUUGCUUUUUUCUACUGUGCAUUUUGCUUUUCUGAAGGGAUUAGAUUAAACCUGUGGUUCAUUGAUUCAACACAGUCUUACUGAUUGUUUACUGUGUGCCAGGUACUGUUACAGUCUGGAGGAAUAAAAAAUCAACAAAAUGUACUUGCUGCCUCAGGGAAAUAAUGUUGAUUGGAUAGUUAGACUUAUAAGCAGACAGUUCAGGUGUACUUGUGGGGCUCUGGCAUAAAGAAGGGGACUCAGACCAAGCUGGGGAGUUGGUUAAGGAAGGUUGGCAGGAAUUGGAAUCCCUUAAGUUGAUUUUAAAGGAUGAAUAAAAGUGAACCAUGCAGGUAAUCCGUUGGAGAAUGGGUUAGAGGCUAUCUCAGAGGAAGCCAGUUGCUUACAGGCAUGAAAGAAUAGAGAACAUGAUAAAUGUAAGAUGAAUUUGAAUGCACAGGUCACGUCUAGGGUAGCUAAUGAGUCUGUCCAAAAACAGAAUAUAAGGGGGCUUGUGUUCCUUGUUGUGAACUUACAUUCCUGACUUUUCUUCCUUCACCUCACUGAGGUGAUAGCGAGUGACUGGAGAAUUUUGAGUAGGGACGUGACCUGUUGAUCAGCUAUUCUUGCUUAAAAGCUCAUUCUAGGGGUAGCAUGGGAUAUAGCUGUCAACUCUUAAGCCACGGGUUCUGUUAGGGGGAUAGAAGAGGAAGAGGUCCUAAAGUUCAGCCAUGAUAGGGAGAACGACUGUGAGAGUUAACUUAGGUUGAGUUAAUAGGGCUGUUGACAGAAUAUGCAGGUAAGAAGAAGAGAGUGAAUUCUCGAAUACUGUCCUUAGUUAGCUGGGCAGAGCCCUUUACCAAGAUAGAUGAUCCAGGCAGGACAGGUUUUGGAGGUGUUGAAUUUGGAUUUAGCCAUGUCUGUUUGAUGAGUCUGAGUGACAUAGAAUAGAAUAGGGACAUGGCGAUAUCUAUUUAGACUAAAUCUAUAAUAUGCUCUAUUCUAAAUGGAAUUAUACUCCAAAAGAAAAUAAACUGAUUUAAAAUAUCUUGUUACAGCACUUCAGGUGUUUUUUUUUUUUUCUUAGUAAUGAUUGUGUUUUAUGGCUGAAAAGUAAAAUGGCAAACUUGAGAAGCCUAGGUAUAAUAUGCCUUAGAUUAUAUUAAAAUCUUUUGAAUGGAAUUAUUGUUCUUUACCUGAUAAUUUAUAUUGGUAACUUGCUGUUUAAAUCUUCUUACCUAACUUUCUGUAAUAAUAACUAUUGAAGGAGAAAGAUAGAGGAUCAUUAUAGGAGGGCUGUGGGAUGAUUUAAAAUGGUGGAUGAUGCUCUCUUUGGCAGCACAUAUGCUAAAAUUGGAAUGAUACAGAGAAGAUUAGCAUGGCCCCUGCACAAG